Molecule: messenger RNA, 2267 nt
Organism: Rubroshorea leprosula
Lineage: Eukaryota; Viridiplantae; Streptophyta; Magnoliopsida; Malvales; Dipterocarpaceae
Source: the annotation of a GenBank genome assembly
AAUUAUUGCAACUCUACUUGCAAACAGAAUGAAGAAGGUGAUGGAGGGGUUGAUAAGCGAACAACAGUUAGCAUUCAUACAAGGGAGAUAGCUUAUGGACAGUGUAGUUGUGGCCAAUGAAACCAUCGACGAGAUAAAGAAGAAGAAGAAAAAGAGCCUCAUCUUCAAAAUUGACUUCGAGAAAGCCUACGACAAGGUUUCUUGGAAUUUCAUAGAUUAUAUGCUGAUGCGUAUGGGCUUUGACAAUGUUUGGAGGAAGUGGAUUAUGGAGUGUCUUCGCUCAAGCACAAUCUCAGUUUUAUUGAAUGGCAGUGCAACAAAGGAAUUCAGUGUGAGCAAGGGUCUGCGACAAGGUGACCCUCUCUCCCCCUUCUUGUUCCUUAUAGCCGCUGAGGGCCUUUCAAAACUAUUAUUAUCCGCUGAAAAAAAAGAUUUGUUCAAUGGAAUUACGGUAGGCUCGAAGGGGUUGAAAAUUUCUCAUCUCCAAUUUGCAGAUGACACUAUCAUUUUUGGAGAGGCCUCGAAAAGAAAUGUCAAGGCAAUUAAAAGUAUAUUGAGGAUCUUUGAAAUGGUUUCGGGACUCAAAAUCAACUACAACAAAAGCAAGUUGUAUGGAAUGAAUAUAGAAGAGAAAGUCUCUCAACAUUGGGCCAUAUUCUUGAAUUGCAAAAUGGGUAAACUACCCAUGACUUACCUGGGCAUGCCAAUUGGAGCAAGUUUGAGAAGCAAGGACACAUGGGCAGAACUGAUAAGCAAAAUAGGAAGGAAGUUGGCUGGCUGGAAAAACAGGUUCUUAUCCUUGGGGGGGCGUAUUGUCAUUAUAAAUUCCGUGUUGACUAGUUUUCCUGUCUUCCUUAUGUCUACUUAUCUCUUACCUGCUGGAGUGAUAAAAAAGAUUGAUGCAAUUAGAAGGAAAUUUUUAUGGGGUGGGUGUGAGGAGAGAAACAAGAUUGCAUGGGUAAGGUGGGAUAAAGUUUGUAAGGAUAGGAAACAAGGGGGGAUAGGUAUUAAAGACCUUAGGAUGUUUAAUUUAGCAUUGAUGGGGAAAUGGUGGGCGAGAUUAGUUAAUGAGCAAGGAGGCUUAUGGAGAAGAGUGCUCUUAGAUAAAUAUGGAGGGGAAGGAGGAAGCUGGGGAGAAUGGAUAACAGAGGGGCAGAACAGGGGAUCUAGAUGGUGGAAAGAUGUUUGCAAAAUUAAUGAGUUGAUUGAGGGGAAACGGGAUUGGGUGAAGUCGGGCUUUAAGUUGGUUAUAAGAGAUGGUGCUAAGGUCUCCUUUUGGAGACAAGUGUGGGUGGGAUCUCAUACCUUAGAAGUAAUGUUCCCUCGAUUAUCUUAUCUUUCCACAGAUAGACAAAGCACGGUGCAGCAAAUGGGAGAAUGGAUAGGUGGUUCAUGGAGAUGGAGAUUAAAAUGGAGGAGAAGAUUAUCAACAAGGGAACAGGACCAAGAAACACAACUCCGGAGCACCAUACAAAAUGUGCAAAUUCGAAAGGACGCUGAUGAUAGAUGGUGGUGGAGAUAUGAAAAAGACGGUGAAUACAUAGUAAAAUUAGCAUACAAGAUGCUAACAACAACAGAAGAAGGGGAUGAAAUCAAAUGUCUUAAGAAAUGCUGGAACUCGACAAUCCCAUUGAAAAUUUGUGCUUUUAGUUGGCUGUCAGUGCUUGGACGUACACCUUGCAAGGUAAACCUCUUGAAGAGAAAUAUCAUUAGACAAGAAGCAGAUGCUAAGUGCAGUUUUUGUGUAGAAAUAGCAGAAAAUGAGGACCACCUACUACUGUGGUGUAAUUUUUCAGGAAAAAUUUGGAACAAAAAUCUCGCAUGGUGGGAAAUCAAGUAUGUCAUGGCCAGGAGUUAUAAGGACGCUUUUCUCCAACAUAGCUGGGCGGGUAGAAACCAAAAAGGGUGGCAGGUGAUAUGGUAUGCUACAAUCUGGGCCUUAUGGUCAACUCGGAACCGUAGAAUUUUUGAGGCAAAGCAAGUGUCCACUGACGAAGUGUUCCACAUGGUACAAUACAACUCAUAUUGCUGGAUAAAGAGCAAAAUUGAAGGAUGGACAUACUCUUUUGCGGACUGGUGCAAUGCUCCAAGUAAAUGCCGAAUAGUAAAAGUUCCAAAACUAAGAUUGAUAGAGCUUGAGCAAGGUGAGAUGAUAUGAUGUCUGCAGUAAUUGCAAAAGAUGAUAAACAGUAGGGGUUUCCCGUGCCAGUGGGUUUGAUGAUCAUACUGUAAGAUGAGGUUAAAACCUAUAAAUUUAUUAAAGUAAA